GCACAGCCAUGAGGCUCCUUUACUCACCCCUGUCUGCACUGUUUCUGCUAGCCCUUUGCACGCCAGUAUGCAGGGGGAGAAAUGAGGAGGAACGACUCAUGAAUUACUUGUUAAAGGAGCGCGCGUACAACAAGGAGCUCCGACCAGUGGAGAAAAAGGACGACACUGUCACUAUAUACCUGGGCCUCACUCUCUCCAACCUGAUAUCGCUGAAAGAAGCUGAUGAAACGCUGCUUACCAACGUAUGGAUGGAGCAUGGCUGGUACGACAGCAGGCUUUCCUGGAACAGCUCGGAGUUCGAUGACAUCGGGAUCCUGCGCGUUCCAUCCAAAAUGGUGUGGCUGCCCGAGAUCGUCCUGGAGAACAAUAACGAUGCCCAGUUCCAGGUGGCCUAUUACUCCAACGUGCUGGUGUACCCCGACGGCUACGUAUACUGGCUGCCCCCCGCCAUUUUCCGUAGCUCCUGCGCCAUCAACGUCAACUACUUCCCCUUCGACUGGCAGAACUGCACGCUCAAGUUCAGCUCCCUUACCUACAACGCUAACGAGAUCAGCAUGCAGUUGUUAGAGGCGAAGGACGCAGAGACCAACAAGACCUAUAAGGUGGAGUGGAUCGUCAUCGAUCCGGAGGAGUUCACAGAGAACGGUGAGUGGGAGAUCAUCCACAAGCCGGCCCGGAGGAACACCUACAAGAGCAUCCCGAAGGACAGCAACAAGCACCAGGACAUCACCUUCUACCUGAUCAUCAAGCGCAAGCCGCUCUUCUACGUGGUCAACAUCAUCAUCCCCUGCGUGCUCAUCUCCUUCCUGGCCUCCCUCGUCUACUACCUGCCGGCUGACAGUGGGGAGAAGAUGACCCUCUCCAUCUCGGUGCUCCUGGCCCAGUCUGUCUUCCUGCUGCUGAUCUCACAGCGACUGCCAGAGACCUCCAUGGCCAUCCCCCUCAUCGUGAAGUACCUCAUGUUCAUCAUGGUGCUGGUCACUGUGGUGGUUCUGAACUGCGUCAUUGUGCUCAACCUCCACUUUCGCACCCCCAGCACCCACGUCAUGUCAGACUGGACUAAAGAGUUCUUCCUGGAGCGGCUGCCGCGGCUCCUGCACAUGUCCCGCCCCGCAGAGAGUGAGCCCAGCUGGCAGGGCGGGGCCCUCCAGAGACGCUCCAGCUCAGUGGGGUACAUCGCCAAGGCCGAGGAGUACCACAGCGUCAAGUCCCGUAGCGACCUGAUGUUCGAGAAGCAGUCCGAGAGGCACGGCUUCACCACGCGCAGAACUCCCGCUGCAGUGUACAAGGCAGGCAAUGAUGGUGAAGCCAGUGACCAGCUGUACUCAGAGAUGAAGCCAGCCGUGGAAGGAGCCAAUUACAUUGUGAAGCACAUGCGUGAGAAGAAUGAGUACAGUGAGGAGAAAGACAACUGGAGCGGCAUCGCCAGGACGGUGGACCGGCUCUGUCUCUUCCUGGUGACGCCGGUCAUGACCCUGGGAACCAUCGUCAUCUUCAUCAUGGGCGUAUACAACCACCCGCCCCCACUGCCCUUCAAGGGAGACCCCUACAACUACCUGGAGGAGAACAAGCGCUAUCUGUCCUGACAGACCUCUCAGUGGGGUCAGCUGCAGUCAUGUUGAGGCGCACUGAGUGUGGCACAAUAAUAAAAAAGGGUGGAUUUGUUUUUGUGGAAUGUGAAAUGCAACGUCUGCUAGAUUCAGAAGGUCUUCAUGAUCUCAGCCUUCCAGUAAAGGGUCAUUUUACAUUUCAUCUUCAUAAGCAGAAGGCUAAUAUCAAUUUAAUGUUUUCUCUAUAGAAAGGACAACUUGCUACAUUUUCUUAUGACAAGGCAAUAUAUAUUAAUCUUUGUAAAUAAUCUGAUGUGAAAAUGGAUGACAUGAAAAUCAAGAAAUACA
Molecule: messenger RNA, 1898 nt
Organism: Megalops cyprinoides (Indo-Pacific tarpon)
Lineage: Eukaryota; Metazoa; Chordata; Actinopteri; Elopiformes; Megalopidae
Gene: chrnd
Product: cholinergic receptor, nicotinic, delta (muscle)
Exons: 12
Coding region: 9-1586 (525 amino acids)
Biological process (GO): monoatomic ion transmembrane transport; nervous system process; regulation of membrane potential
Cellular component (GO): neuron projection; synapse; postsynaptic membrane
Molecular function (GO): transmembrane signaling receptor activity; acetylcholine-gated monoatomic cation-selective channel activity
Source: RefSeq, a predicted model, not a curated record